This is a messenger RNA of Baudoinia panamericana UAMH 10762, 1519 nucleotides long. RefSeq lists its product as uncharacterized. Bases 167 to 1204 code for a protein of 345 amino acids. The transcript has 3 exons. Lineage: Eukaryota; Fungi; Ascomycota; Dothideomycetes; Mycosphaerellales; Teratosphaeriaceae. The record is from RefSeq and is a predicted model, not a curated record.
CGGCGGAGCAUCACAAACUCUAUUCCAUACCUAGUCGGGCAGUCGUACUAAUGUACUACGCAGAGUCUUGUACAGCGUGUAUGCCGUUUCGACGUUUCUCUCGACUGCACAAUCUACCGACAGCGUAGACGCUCUCAAGCUCGGACUCUACCAGUAACAGCGCAAAAUGGUUCCCAGAGUUUUCAUCACUGGUGUGACUGGCUACAUCGCUGGCGACGCCCUCUCCGUGAUCAAUGCUAAGCAUCCCGACUACGACUACUCCAUUCUGGUCCGAACGCAAGAUAAAGCCGACAUCGUUAAGAAAGCGUAUCCCAAUGUGCGUACUGUGCUCGGUGACCUCGACAACUCCGAGCUUCUUCGGCAACAAGCGUCCCGAGCAGACAUCGUGCUCCAUGCAGCCGAUGCUUCCGACCAUGAAGGUGCCGCCAGGGCCAUCGCAGCCGGCAUGAUCGAAGGUCAUAGCAAGGAGCGACCUGGCUUCUGGCUUCACACGGGCGGCACUGGCAUUCUGACGUACAAGGACGACCAGGACGGUAAGCUAGGCGUUUACUCGGAGAAACAGUACAACGACUGGACCGGCAUCGAUGAGCUUGUCAGCCUUCCGGACAACGCUUUCCAUCGCAAUGUUGAUAAGGUUGUCCUCGAGACUGGCACAAAGCACGGUGACGUAGUCAAGACUGCUAUCAUCUGUCCGCCUACUAUCUAUGGCCGUGGGCGAGGACCGGUCUCUGUCCGAAGCCGGCAGGCCUACGAACUGGCCAAGCUGAUCCUGACCACCAAGUAUGUUCCUGUAGUCGGCGAAGGCAAGGCUCGUUGGAACAAUGUACACGUCCAUGACCUCAGCCAGCUCUUUUUGCUGUUGACCGAAGCAGCUGCCGCACACCGUCCGGACAAGGAGCUAUGGGGUGCACAAGGCUACUACUUCACCGAGAAUGGCGAACACUACUGGACCGAGCUUGCUACACACAUUGCAUCUGAAGCAGGAAAGCUCGGCUUCGUUGGUGAACUCAAGCAACGAGCUCUGUCAAAAGACGAAGCAAUGCAGCAAGCAGGCUUCGAAGCUGUCAGCUGGGGCUGGAACUCUCGCGGUAAAGCAGAAAGAGCGAAGCGGUUGCUCAAAUGGCAACCCUCAGGGCCAUCGAUUGAGGAUGAAGCUGUCAACAUCAUCAAGGAUGAGCACUCUCGUUUACAAAAGCGGCAGUAGGCUGAUAAGGAGGUCAAACACUGCGCCUCUUGCGCCUGUUGAGCUCCCGGUGGAGCUGCCGCGUCAUCGCCUCGUCGCCUGCUGUUUCCCCUCGCUUGCGCUUUUUCUGCGCUGGUGGUGGUGGUGAUUGUGCCGACGUCUCGCUUCCGAACAAGGACUCUUAAGCGGAUUCAUCCACAGCCUCUUGAAGAGGGCCUGCCGCUGUUUCUAUUUCCUCCAUCUUGUUGGUUGCUAAUUGGACCGUCAGCUGAUCUUACUAUGCUGCUUCCCACAAGAUGAACCCACGACAACCACCGGCAAUUCACAAACAUCGGU